CGAAAUUGGAACGUUUUGGCUGGAUCUUGGGUCUGGUGACCCCAAUUUUUGGUUGCAGCUGCUGUGUGUGACUGCGGUGGCCACGGUUUGUCAGGAGCUUCGUUUCGUAUAAGACGGUUCGUGAGCCGAGCUCUUUUUUUCGUUUGGUGUUCUCUGCUAUUACAGCACUCACAUACCUGCCUCCUAUAAUACUACUGCUAUUCAUUGCUCCUAAACUGCGCAGACUUGAUUCAUCGAUCCUACAAGACGCAUUGAAGCUCAAUUCAAACACCUGCACAUACCUACCCACCUAUACAAACCAUCCACGCCACAGACUGAAUCCAACAUCCUACGAGAUUCACCACCUGCAAACCACCUACCACAAAUCACCUAUAAUCAACACCAAAACCCCGCCAUCAUGCCCUCCAGCUACAUCUUCACCGAGUCCGCCCCCUCACAGGCCACCUUCUACCGCUCAGGCCGUGGCGGCGCCGGCAACACAUUCCGCACCUCAGCCGCCGCAUCCUCGCCCUCGCCCGCCUCAACCACCUUCACCCCCCGCCAGCUGCCCAACCAGCGCUUCUUCUCGGGCAUCGGCGGCGCCGGCAACGUCCACCAGGCCGACGAGCUGCAGCCCGCCAUCCUGCGCUCGCUCGAGACGCCCGCCGACCACAACCCGUCCGUGGGCUACGUCGGUCGUGGUGGCGCGGGCAACGUCUACCGCCGCAAGACGAGCGAUGCGGCCAGCACGUCGAGCGCCGACAGCAGCUCCAGCUCGAUGAGCGACAAGGCCAAGCUGUGGGCGACGAGAGUGGCCAGCUCGCUUGGACGAAAGUAGAAAAAAAAAAGAGACAGGAUUUCUUUUUUUUUUUUUUUUUUGUUGUG
Trichoderma asperellum CBS 433.97 is the source of this 864-nucleotide messenger RNA. RefSeq lists its product as uncharacterized. The record is from RefSeq and is a predicted model, not a curated record. NCBI's taxonomy places the organism in Eukaryota, Fungi, Ascomycota, Sordariomycetes, Hypocreales, Hypocreaceae.